Molecule: messenger RNA, 2241 nt
Organism: Vicia villosa (hairy vetch)
Lineage: Eukaryota; Viridiplantae; Streptophyta; Magnoliopsida; Fabales; Fabaceae
Product: ATP-dependent DNA helicase PIF1-like
Exons: 4
Coding region: 1-2241 (746 amino acids)
Biological process (GO): DNA repair; telomere maintenance
Molecular function (GO): DNA helicase activity
Source: RefSeq, a predicted model, not a curated record
AUGUAUUUUCACUUGGAGGGAGAACACUCUGUUUACUACAGAGAUCACGAGCAAGUUGGUGAUGUUCUUCUCAAACCAAGUGUUACCGAAUCAAUGUUUACAACUUGGCUUGAGGCAAACAAUAGUUUUGAAGAGGCAAGGCUUUUAACUUACGGUGACUUUGUUUCUAAAUUUGUUUAUCAUAAACGGAGUAGGAGUUGGAAGCCAAGGAAAAGAGGGUAUACCAUUGGUCGUCUUUGUUGGGUGCCUCAAUGCUCAGGUGAAUUGUUUUAUUUAAGAAUGAUGUUAACUGUUGUUAAAGGCCCAUUAUGUUAUAAUGACAUCAAGAAAGUUGAUGGUGUUCAACAUAAGACUUUUAGAAAGGCAUGUUUUGCUAUGGGUUUCCUUCAAGAUGAUCGAGAAUUUAUUGAGGCAAUCAAAGAGGCACAUGUUUGGGGUUCAGGUUUAUUCUUACGAAAGCUAUUUGUUACUAUGCUUUUGUCAUCAUCCAUGAACCGACCAGCACACGUAUGGAGAAAGUCUUGGAAGUAUCUAUCGGAUGGUAUUCUUUACGAACAACGGUUGGUGGCAAGAAAUCAAGGGUUGACACUUACCGAUGAGGAACUUCAACAGCUGACUUUGAUGGCUAUUGAAACACUAUUACAAAAUAACAACAAAACAUUGAAAGACUAUAAGCCAAUGCCAUAUCCGAAAGAUUAUGUUGUUUCCUUCUCGGGUAAUAGGCUUAUUUAUGAUGAGCGUCAAUAUGAUCCUAUUGCUCAACAACAGCUAUUUGCAGGGUUAUACGGUUCUCUAACAGAUGAGCAAAGAAGCAUUUUUGAAGAGAUCAUGGAAGCUGUAGAGAAACAAAGAGGUGGCGUGUUCUUUUUAUAUGGAUACGGUGGGACCGGAAAGACUUUUAUGUGGAACACUUUAUCAGCGGCACUUAGGUCUAAGAAAAAAAUUGUCUUGCCUGUUGCAUCAAGUGGGAUUGCAAGUUUGUUGUUACCAGGUGGAAUAACAGCUCAUUCUCGGUUUAAGAUUCCAGUCCCUACUUUAGAUUCUUCAAUUUGCAACAUUAACAAAAAAGAUGAUAUUGCUGGGCUUCUCAAAGUGACAGAUCUAAUAAUAUGGGAUGAGGCUCCUAUGGCUAACAAGUAUUGUUUUGAGGCACUUGACAAGUCAUUGAAAGAUAUUAUGAGUGGAUCUACACAUGGUCAAGAUAAGAUUUUUGGAGGUAAGGUUGUUGUUUUUGGUGGUGACUUCAGGCAAAUUCUCCCUGUAGUACCAAGAGGUACUAGAUCUGACAUUAUUUAUGCAACAAUCAAUUCUUCAUAUCUUUGGGAUCAUUGUAAAGUCCUAAAGCUCACAAAAAACAUGCGGUUACAAAGUGGUGCAGCUACUUCUACAACAAAAGACAUUAGGGCAUUUUCUGAAUGGAUUUUACAAAUAGGUGAUGGGACAAUGUGCGAGCCCAAUGACGGUUAUGCUGAUAUUUGUAUUCCCGAAGAGUUUUUAAUUGCUAAUUUUGAAGAUCCUAUUAAAGCUAUAGUAGAGGAUACAUACCCUGAUCUUAUUCAUAAUUAUCUUGACUCCAACUAUCUUCAAAGUCGUGCAAUUUUAGCAUCAACAAUUGAGGUGGUGGAUGAUAUCAACCAAUAUAUCACAACUCUUAUUCCAGGGGAGGAGAAGGAAUAUUUUAGAAGUGAUUCCAUUGACAAAUCUGAUGCAAAUAACUUUGAUGGAUACGAGCAUGUCACACCCGAGUUCCUUAAUGCACUCAAAACAUCUGGAUUGCCAAAUCAUUCUAUCAAGUUGAAAGUUGGUGCGACCAUCAUGCUAAUGCGCAACCUAAACCAAUCGGAAGGCUUGUGCAAUGGAACACGACUAACAGUGACUAGGCUUGCUAACCACGUCAUUGAAGCUAAAAUCAUUUCUGGUAAAAAUGUUGGUAACAUCAUUUAUAUUCCAAGAAUGUCUUUGUCUCCUUCCCAAUCACCAUGGACAUUUAAAUUGGUGAGAAGACAAUUUCCAAUAAUUGUCUCAUUUGCAAUGACAAUAAACAAGUCUCAAGGACAAUCUCUUGACCAUGUUGGGUUAUAUUUACCUAAAGAAGUAUUUAGCCAUGGUCAAUUGUAUGUGGAUAUCUCUAGAGUUAAAUCAAAAAAGGGUCUUAGGAUUCUUAUUCAUGACAAAGAUAAAGAAGCAUUGACUAUUACAACCAAUGUGGUGUUCAAGGAAGUAUUCCAAAACAUUAAUUAG